AUGAUAAUUAUCGAUACGGAUGCCGGAUCGGAUGAUGGUGUCGCCAUAUUAAAUUUUUUAGGUGCUGAAGUAUGGACGGGAGGAGUGAAAACAAUUUUUAUAACGACAGUUUUUGGUAAUACGGACGUGGAUAAUGUUGGAAAAAACGUAUUGAAAAUAUUAAAAACAGCGAAUCGUUUGGAUAUUCCCAUUUACAAAGGUUUAAAUAAUUCAAUAUUAGGAACUUCCGUUAUGGAUAAAUAUUUUGGAGAAGAUGGAUUCGGAAAUGAAAUAAUUUACUUGAUAAACAUAAUAAUUUGA
Messenger RNA from Pediculus humanus corporis (human body louse), 300 nucleotides. RefSeq names its product inosine-uridine preferring nucleoside hydrolase, putative. The record is from RefSeq and is a predicted model, not a curated record. Gene Ontology annotation, molecular function: hydrolase activity, hydrolyzing N-glycosyl compounds. Bases 1 to 300 code for a protein of 99 amino acids. The transcript is spliced from 3 exons. Lineage: Eukaryota; Metazoa; Arthropoda; Insecta; Psocodea; Pediculidae.